This is a messenger RNA of Babesia bigemina, 711 nucleotides long. RefSeq names its product peptidyl-prolyl isomerase, putative. Gene Ontology annotation, molecular function: peptidyl-prolyl cis-trans isomerase activity. Lineage: Eukaryota; Apicomplexa; Aconoidasida; Piroplasmida; Babesiidae. Bases 1 to 711 code for a protein of 236 amino acids. The transcript is spliced from 8 exons. Gene Ontology annotation, biological process: protein peptidyl-prolyl isomerization. The record is from RefSeq and is a predicted model, not a curated record.
AUGCCGCUGGUACCCAUACCCAACCCGCGUGUCUUCUUCGACAUAUCGAUCGGCGGCAGGAACGCCGGGCGCAUGAUUUUUGAGCUUUUUAUGGACAAGCUGCCGUACACAUGCGAGAACUUCCGAGCACUCUGUACAGGGGAGACUGGUCUGGGGUACUACCUGCGGCCUAGGUGGUACAAGGACACGCCGAUACAUCGCAUAACUACCGGAUUCAUGUGCCAAGGAGGCAACUUCAACACCGGAAAUUCAUACGGUGGUGAAUCUAUAUACGGCCAAUAUAUGCGAGAUGAGUCGUACGCAUACUUGCACUCCAAGCGUGGCGUGCUGGGAAUGGCAAAGACGAGGCACAAACAUUCCAACGGAUCGCAAUUCUACAUCACAUUCAGGCCCUGCUCGCAUCUGGACAACAAAAUGGUGGUAUUUGGACACCUGGAAUACGGCGAAGACGUAUUGGACGCUAUCGAAGGGCAGGGGUCCAUGUUGGGGCGCCCCAAAAGGCCAGUGAGCAUAUUCAACUGCGGAGAAAUCCCACUAGACUGUGUUUAUGAUCCCGACAUAGACAACCCAGUGCGAAGAGACGGUUCGCUCUACAUAGUCAAAACGGACAGGGAAAAACCGAUCUUCUGCCAACAGCAGUGGGACCGUGAGCAGUCGUCGAAACGCGUCCUGCCAGACGAAGUAUAUAAGCGCGCUCAUUACAACUUCUAG